Pseudomassariella vexata is the source of this 2071-nucleotide messenger RNA. RefSeq names its product pyridoxal phosphate-dependent transferase. Lineage: Eukaryota; Fungi; Ascomycota; Sordariomycetes; Amphisphaeriales; Pseudomassariaceae. The coding region runs from base 123 to 1658 and encodes 511 amino acids. Gene Ontology annotation, molecular function: cysteine desulfurase activity; pyridoxal phosphate binding. The transcript has 2 exons. Gene Ontology annotation, biological process: [2Fe-2S] cluster assembly. Gene Ontology annotation, cellular component: nucleus; mitochondrion; cytosol. The record is from RefSeq and is a predicted model, not a curated record.
CGAAUUUCCGAUGAUGCUGAUUUAUAGUUGGCGUCGAGCUCCUGUGGAAUUUUCCUACUUCCCUCUUCAACUCGCCACCCAUUUCUUCGAAUAUCUCAUUUGAUUUUUGGGCCUGAUUUACGAUGGUAAAUGUAGCAUCAUCGGCUUUGAGGCAGGCUUCGCGCCUCGGCCUCAAACAAUCACUAUCAUCUACAUCUACGCGUACAAGCCCCGCGCUAUCGAGAGUCGCAUCAGCAGCAGCAACUCGAGCCUCGAGGAGAGGCUAUGUGUCGCAAACGAAACGGGACAAUGCGCAGGUCAAUGUCGAGACGGCCAUUCGUUUGGAUAAGAAGGAUUUCAUGAACGACAAGGCCGAGCUUGUCAUGCCUGGUUCCGGCAAUCCCGCGAAUGCCACCGUCAGCCCCAUGGCCGAGGUUCUGAAGGAGGCCACUUUAAUGGACGAGGGACAGCGACCGAUAUACCUCGACAUGCAAGCGACGACGCCUGUUGAUCCCAGAGUCCUCGACGCGAUGCUGCCAUAUUUGACCGGCGUCUAUGGCAACCCCCAUUCGCGGACCCAUGCAUACGGCUGGGAAAGCGAGAAAGCUGUCGAAGAGGCGCGUGAGCACAUUGCCAAACUCAUCGGAGCUGACCCCAAGGAGAUCAUAUUCACAAGUGGAGCAACCGAAAGUAAUAAUAUGAGUAUCAAGGGUGUGGCGAGGUUUUUCGGAAGGUCGGGCAAGAAGAAGCACAUCGUGACAACCCAGACGGAGCACAAGUGCGUUCUCGACAGCUGUAGGCAUCUCCAAGAUGAAGGCUUCGAAGUGACAUAUUUACCAGUGCAAAAUGAUGGAUUGGUCAACAUGCAAGAGCUUGAGGCUGCGAUUCGACCGGAAACCGCAAUCGUCAGCAUCAUGUCCGUCAACAACGAGAUCGGUGUGAUCCAGCCUCUGGAAGAGAUUGGAAAGCUCUGCCGUUCCAAGAAGGUCUUCUUCCACACUGAUGCUGCACAAGCAGUCGGAAAGAUCCCCAUGGAUGUCAAUGCCAUGAAUAUCGAUUUGAUGUCCAUUUCGUCGCACAAGAUUUAUGGUCCCAAAGGUAUUGGAGCUUGCUACGUCCGCAGACGCCCAAGAGUCAGAUUGGAUCCCAUCAUCAGCGGUGGGGGACAGGAGCGUGGCCUAAGAAGUGGUACGCUUGCACCACAUUUGGUCGUUGGCUUUGGCGAGGCUUGCCGCAUUGCUUACGAAGAACUCCCCUAUGAUUCGAAGCGCAUCAAGUACCUCUCUGAUCGACUGAUGAAAGGUCUAUUGUCUCUGGAACACACCACACAAAAUGGUGCUCCCGACCACUUCUACCCUGGAUGCGUCAACGUUUCCUUUGCUUACGUUGAAGGCGAAUCCCUUCUCAUGGCUCUCAAGGACAUUGCACUAUCUUCCGGCAGCGCUUGUACAUCGGCCUCGUUGGAACCAAGCUACGUUUUGAGAGCUUUGGGCAACAGCGACGAGAGUGCGCAUAGUAGUAUUCGAUUCGGCAUUGGACGCUUCACAACUGAAGCCGAAAUCGAUUACGUCCUCAAGGCUGUCCAGGAGCGGGUAACAUUCCUUAGGGAGCUGAGUCCCUUAUGGGAAUUGGUGCAAGAAGGCAUCGACUUGAACACCAUUGAGUGGAGCCAGCACUAGUGCUUGUUCACUGUUUGUUAUUGGGAGCGCAUUCCCGUAUUGCAAGUGUCACUUGAAUGCCAACAAUACGGCAGGUUUCUUUCGGGGAUCGAAACGGCAAGUCAUCACUUGGAUGGUGAUGAACAUGCACAACGACGUAGUUGACAAACGUGAUUUGGUUUGGAUUGAUUACGAUCGUUUUCGGGCGCAAAACGGAGGAAACUUCGACCUCCAUUGUACAUUUAUAACAGAGCGGGCAUAUUUUCCUUCUGAUACUCACAUGUUUGAAGGUUGCUAGGCAGGCUGUAGGAGAGCAUCAACAUGAUGUCGGAAUAUGACUCGACUCCAAGGCGUGAUUAUGAGCCUACGUCAUCAAUACCAACGCGCUGUAAUAUAUCUGAACUUGUUAUCCAGCCAAUCAAUGAACAUGAUCU